This is a messenger RNA of Rubroshorea leprosula, 4182 nucleotides long. Lineage: Eukaryota; Viridiplantae; Streptophyta; Magnoliopsida; Malvales; Dipterocarpaceae. The record is from the annotation of a GenBank genome assembly.
CUUCUAAAAAUCCAGCACUUGCUCACAAACCGAUAACUUCCUCAGCAGAAAAAAUUAUUGUUCCAGUUUCAUUUCCACUUUCACAGCUGCUUCCUUCUCUUCAUCGCCCCAUAUAUAUUUUCCUGUGCAACUGAUUAUAGGCUUCAUGUUUAUAUAUAUGGGACUGUAGGAACGAUUGCAACAUUAUCUUGGUAAAUUCCAGUGCAUAUUCAGCUAUCUGCAUUUUUUUUAUCUUCUCAAAACCCACAAAUUAAAGAAGCACAAGUUUUAUGCCAACAGUCUAUGAAGAAGUGUUUUGUUAGCGCAUCCUUUAUCUCAGCAUUCUGAGUCAUUAGGAGAAACCACAGAUCAUUUAAGCGAGAUUGCAUCAUCAUUUUGGUAAAAUCUACAACAUAUUCUGCACUCCGCAUUUUUUUAUCUUUUCAAAACCUUCAAAUUAAAGAAGCACAAUUUUCAGUCUAUGAAGAAGUCUUGUUAGCACAUCCUUUAUCCCAUCAUUCUGAGUCAUUUGGAGAAACCACCAACCAUUUAAGUGAGAUUUCAUCAUUUUGGUGCAAUCCACAACAUAUUCUGCAAUCUACAAUGUUUUCCUUCUCAAAAUCCUUAAAUUGGAGAGCAUAUGUUUCAAGCUAGCAGCUAAAAGUACAUUUGCCAUAUAUCUGUGGAGAAGCCUGUCCCCAAGCAUAUCUUCUCUUUCAACAUUCGAAGUAUUUAGAGAAAGCACAAGCAACUUAAACCAGAGACUAUAUUAUGGAGAACUUUGUAGGGCCAAUCAUUGAAAUUGUGAAGUCUGUUGGUGGUCCAAUUGUGAGGUACCUAAAAUAUCAGAUAAAGUUCAAUGGUCAUUUGGAACAAUUCAAUGCAAGGAAACAACGCUUGUGUAGCCGAAAGGGUGAUAUUAAAUCCAUAUUGGACACACAGCUUCACUAUGGGAAAGUUGCAAAGGAGGAAGUGCAAACAUGGUUGGAGGAAGCAGAAGAGUUUAUUGCUAAAGACAUUGCAGCUGAAGUGAAUGGUUGGGGAUGUCUCUCAUGUUGUUGUCGAGUAAAGGUUCUACAGGAAAGGGCUCGAGAAUUGCAGGAAAUAUAUGAAAGAGGGGAUAGUUUGGCUAACAAGUGUUUGGUCAAAGAUGAUCCAUCUACUUCAGGAGUGAAAUUGCCAGCAUCAGAAUUACAAGGUAGUGGAGAUGUCAAAGAAGAAAUUUUGGCAUGCUUGAUGGGAGAUGAGGUGACAAAGCUUGGUGUUUGGGGAAUGGGGGGAGUUGGAAAAACAACAAUCAUGGAGAAUGUCCACAACGAGUUGUUGAAAGAAGCCAAAUUCAAGAAAAUAAUUUGGGCAACAGUGUCACAACCCUUUGAUAUCUACAAAUUGCAAGAGCAAAUUGCAUCCACCUUGAAGGAAGAAGAUACACGUAAGCAUCCAAAUGCAACUGUACGUGCAGGAAUGUUAUUAAAGGUGUUACAAAGACACAUGCCUUACUUGUUGAUUCUAGAUGAUGUAUGGGAGAGCUUUGAACUUACAGCUGUUGGAAUUCCUGAGCCAUUGAAAGGUGAUGGUUGCAAGUUGGUAUUGACUACAAGGUCACAAGAAGUUGCUCGUGGAAUGGAUUGUGAGAUAAUUGAAGUGAAGACUCUUCCAAAAGGUGAAGCUUUAAAAUUGUUUAUAAAUAAAGUUGGAGAUAUUGUUUUAUCAGAUCAAGGGUGCAUUAAAGGAGCUUUAGAAUCAACUUUAGAGGGGAUUGUAGAUGAAUGUGAUGGCCUCCCCUUGGCAAUUGUUACAGUUGCUGGUAGCUUGAAGAGAGUAUCUGAGCCACGGUUGUGGAGUGCUGCAUUGAAUCAAUUGAAAGAAUGCAAAAGAAAAGUAGCAGGUACAAAUGAUGAUGAUGCAUUUGGGAUAUUAAAAUUUAGUUAUGAUCGUUUGGAAUCCUCAAAAUUCCAACAUUGCUUUUUAUGUUGUGCAUUGUAUCCUGAGGACCACAAUAUCCCAAUACAUUCUAUAAUUGAUUAUUGGAUUGAUGAAGAGCUAAUAGAUGAAAAGGAGACUGUACAAGCAAUGGAGGAUGAUGGCCUUUAUAUAUUGAGGAAACUUGUAGACAAUUGUUUGUUGGAAUCCAAUAAAGUAUUUGAACAUGAUUGUGUGAGGAUGCAUGAUCUUGUUAGGGACAUGGCACUGCAAAUUACAAAAACGAGUCCUCGGUUCAUGAUAGAAGCUGGCAAGGCAUUAACAAAGCUACCUGAGAAGGGAAAAUGGACGGAAGAACUUGAAAAGGUUUCAUUAAUGUGGAAUAGGAUAGAAGAAAUUCCUUCAAGCAUCCUAUCUUCAAAAUGCACAAGCCUCACAACUUUGUUGUUGUCCCACAAUAAUUUGUCAACAAUUUCAGAAUCUGUCUUUGAGCAUAUGCCUUCACUCAAAAUUCUUGAUCUUUCCCACAAUUGGUUGAGGAGUUUGCCAGUCUUUGAGCAUAUGCCUGCGCUCAAAAUUCUUAAUCUUUCCCACAAUUUUGGGCUGAGGAGCUUGCCAAGUUCCAUUUCCAAAUUGGUGAAUCUCACUACACUCUUGUUGCAAGGGUGUCGAUCCUUAACAGAGGUUCCAUCUUUUUCAGAGUUUGGAGCUUUAAAAAAGUUAGACCUUGAUGAGACAACAAUCAAAGAAGUCCCUAAAGGCCUAGAAAUGUGUACAAAUCUCAAAUAUCUUAGUCUUAGAAAAGGUCAACCUGGACAAUAUUGUAGCAUAUUAGAUGAUGCAACAUUAUUAAAUCUCUCCAAACUACAACAAUUAUUUGUGGACGAGAGAAUAGCGUUAAGAGGGGAAGUGAUAGGGAGAUUGGAGAAGCUGGAAGCUUUUCAUGGCAGGUUCCCUACAGCGCAUGACUGGAGCAACUUUUUGAAAUGUUUUUAUGGUAAAGGAGAUCAGCUGAGUAGAUACUCUGUUGCAGUUCGAAAAUAUGCUUACGUGAUCCGUCAUAAAGGUUAUCGAAGAGUGGAAUUGCAUGGAAUAGAUAUUGUUGGAGAGAAUAUAAUAUUGCCACCCUCAGCAGAUGGAUUAUGCAUUGGACAUUAUCACAACCUAAGAAGCUUAAAUGAUUUUUCUUCCAUUAAAGAUGCAACAGAUUUGAGGAGCUGCAACAUUGAGGGUUGUGAAGGCAUGGAGUGUGUUUUUAGCUCGUGGAUAAACCCACUCGUCCAAACCCUCGAGCAAUUGCAUCUUGAUGAAUUGGUCAAGUUGGAAGGCCUAUUUGACGCAGAAAUGAUCGCCAUGUCCCCACCACCGCCACCUGGCACCUUUUCAUCUCUUAAAUCUAUUCGGCUUGUGGGAUGUGGUAAAAUAAAGACAUUCAUCCCGUCUUGGAUGUUGUUAAGGUGUCUCCAAAGUCUUGAGCAAAUUGAUGUCCAGAAUUGUGAAGAAAUUGAAGAAAUAAUAGCAUCAGAUCCAGAAGAAGAAGGAGGGGACAUCAUCAAGGAACUCAUUGUUCCAAAAUUAAAUCGGCUGAUAUUGUGCAGGUUGCCUGCAUUGAAGAGCAUCUGUAGCAGGAGGGCAGUAAUGGUAUGUGAUUCUCUUCAAACUAUUAUCAUUGACGAUUGCACGUGCCUAAGGAGGAUCCCUCUUUUUCUUCCCCUAUUUGAUAAUGCCCAAUCAUCUCCUCGUCUCAAACAAAUCAACCUAUUACCACAAGAAUGGUGGGAAUCAUCGGAGUGGGACCAUCCCAAUGCAAAGGAGGUCAUUCGACGCAUGUCUAGUUUUUAUCGUUGAUACGCGAUUCCCUCAAGACUCAUUCGACAAGCAGGAAGCAGACUCAGUCUGUCUUGUUCGGUGGGCUUCAAAGGAUGUGCUUUCUACUUUUUAGUUUCUAUCCUUGUGUGGAUUUAAGUGUGAUUAUUGUGCGUUCAAUUUCAUAUUGUGUUUGUGUGUGAGAAUAAUUGUGUUGAAAACAGGCUUCAAAGAAUGUGCUUUCUACUCAAUGUAAAUGUACAUAUAAAAUAUGUUGUCAGUCCAAUCUUUGUGAUUUAAGGCUAAGUUGGAAUUCCCACUUGGAACAAUCAAAUCAACAAUUAAUUCUCUUCUUCUGUUCUGUUAGUGUGAUAGCUUCCUAUUCAAUCGAACUACAGAUGGCAAGAAUUCAAAUGUUUGAUUUUAAAGGUUCAGAGAAAUUUUGUGAGCCAAGCAUAAAGGUUGAGGACUCUC